AUGCAGGCAAAUAAGAGCUCUCCGUCAGCCAAGUACAAUUUUCCUAAAGCUUGCGGCUCAAAUUCUGUGGCCUACCAGCUUGUCGACGGGAAAACAGGCACCAUAACACCGGCAACCAAGACUCAGCUGAUCAUACGAGAUACACACGACGCCAAGGCGUUAUGCAUGAACGUUAUGCACGCGGACACAUGCACCGUCGGCCGCAUCCUCCAGCGAGAAAUGCCAUACCUCGAGCACCUUCAAAUCGAGACCGUGCUAUGCUAUCCCAACACCAACAACCGCAUCCGCUGCCCCGAUCCGAUUCCAUACCUCCUGUUUGCUGUCAGGUUCCCGGCGCUGCAAUCCUUGAUGGUACGCGACACCUGCAUCACUAUGGACACGCCACUGUGCCGCAACCUGCGCUUCCUCUACCUCGAGCACCAGGACAAGGUGGCGAACAGCCUUCAUCUCGCAGACUUCCUUAACAUGCUCCACAACUGCGUGGCACUCAAGGGGCUGUGGCUGGACAGAUACAUCGACGUCUCUCAGCCAAUUGGGACCCGGCCUCCGCUGUCUCUAGAGCAUCACAAGCAGCUCACGCACGUCCGGUUCAACGACGAGCCACACGUCGUGUCGGCGAUCCUUUCUCAGCUGGUCAUCCCCCCGCAUGUCGCCAUCGCGACCGUCGCGUACACUGCCAGCGAACCUCCGCCUUUUGCCUUCCACGCGAUGCUCCCCGACGACACGGACAAGUUGCAGAUCUUGCGUCAUGCCACAGACAUCAGGGUAUGCGACACAGAGCGCCACGGCCGCGGCACCGCUGCACAUAUCCGCGGGCCCGACACCGAUAUCCCCUUCAGCAGGGAGAUCCUCCCUAACCACGGCCACAAAGUGGCACGGGAUCAUGACGGCGCGCUGCUCCAAUGCAUGAUCGCACAUCUCGACGUCUACAAGGCCUGCCCUCUGCGGACGCUCAAGGUCGUCGGCAACCUUCAAUACAUGAACAAGACGAUCUGGGCCACCGCCUUGCACCGCUUCCCCAACCUCGAAGUCCUCGAUGUCGAGGACACCCAGCCUAUGCCUUCGUCCUCAUUGGACGUACUCCUCAUGGCGCUGCAAGCUCGGUCGCCGGGCGCGGAGCAGCUAUUUGUCAUCUGCCCCCGACUCCAGCGCUUCCGCUUCGUAGGCAGGAUCUACAGCGGCCGCCCAUUGGAUGCAGUUCAUAGCUGUUUCUCAGAGCGUGGAGGUGACAAGUCUGGCACGCAACCGCUGCGCGAGCUGGUGCUUGAUGUUGAUCUGGACCCGGACACAGAAUGGAGGCCGGCUUUGAUUGCCAUUCACGAACAAAAGCUGAAGUCUAUCGUGGGAUCUGGUGUUAGCUUGCGUAUCGUCGCGCCGCGCUAA
Trametes versicolor FP-101664 SS1 is the source of this 1383-nucleotide messenger RNA. RefSeq lists its product as uncharacterized. The record is from RefSeq and is a predicted model, not a curated record. The transcript is spliced from 2 exons. NCBI's taxonomy places the organism in Eukaryota, Fungi, Basidiomycota, Agaricomycetes, Polyporales, Polyporaceae. Bases 1 to 1383 code for a protein of 460 amino acids.